AGCAGUUUUUAUAAUAUAAUUUUUUAAAUUUUGCUAUAAUAAAAUUUUUCGUAAAACAUGCAAAAAUAAACAUCUGACACAAGGAGUUCCAAAACCGUAACAAUAGAUAAUAAUACUACAUUUUUCUUUUAACAUGAGCCAUCUGUACAAAAUACAAGUUAAGGAGAUGUUGGAAUUGUCUGUUUUACCUAUUGAACGCUAAUUAUUUUCAGACAAACUUGGCUCUUAAGUGAUUUCAGAGAAUUAUAAAACCUUUUCCAGAAUUAAAGUACAGACAAUAACAAACCCUGCUAGAUACAAUUUUCAUAGAAUCAUAGGAAUCAUUCGAUAAUCUGUCGACCUAAUUAGACUUGUGGCCGGUUGCUUUUUUUGGCCGAUUUUCUGGCACGAGUAUCUCCGUUCCUCUCGUUUCGUAGCUUUCUGAUUGCUUGUGAGAACAUAAGGUAAAAUGGAAGUGGGUUUGAUUCGCAAGCUAAGUUUGAACAAACUUGAUAUACAUAUACACACGACGCACGUAACAUUCACGUGCGCGCAUGAUUUUGAAAGUCAACACUACAGAAGUCGAUAACAAAAGUAUAAUUCUAAUUUUUUUUUCGUUUUUCGAAUAAAAUUGUCUAUGUUUAAUCUAACGUAAUUUAUCAUUGUCUAUACUUUAAUUCUGGAGAAAGAUUUAUAAUUCUGUAAACUUAAUGAAAGAUUUUUUCAUCUGAAAAUUCGUUUUACGUUUUUGCGAGCUUGGAAGCAGGACUGCCAUGCAGGACCGUCUAUGUGCGCUUCAGCGCUAUGGACACAGCACGUGUCACAUACGUUGCUCGAGCGCCAGAAUUAGCAGUCCUGCUUGAAAAUUAUAAAAGAGAGUAGAGUAGAAGUGAGAAGAGUAGAAGUGAAAAUUAGUUAAAAAGUACAAAUUGGCUGCAAAUCUAAAUGCGAUUAGGUCCUAGCUCAUAAAAUAAAGUUAUAUUAUUAUUAAGAUCAGGGUUGUGUAAAUUUCAAGAUUAUGUAUUAGAAUUAUUAAUAUUAUGUAGCUGAAGGGGAGAGAAGAAAAAACGGAAUGACAUUAUUUGCCAAAUGUAGCUGAGCGCGCGCGCGCGCGCGCGCGCGUGUGUGUGUGUGUGUGUGUGUGUGUUUGUGUGUAUGCGCGCGCGCUUGGGUUCGAAUUGCUCGGAAGCGCAGCACAGCCUGACAUCGCAUCAUAUAGGCGAUCGACGAUUCGGUCGAGCCACGCACCGUUUCAAUAGAGACAGAGAAUAAAUAAAAAAGGAUAGACGAAACGCCUAUAUUUUUUGUUUAUUCUCACUCUAUCGAGACAACAGUAGUAGGCAGAGAGGUAAAAGCCAAGUGCAUUCGGCUCGCGAUUCUCGCGUGCUGAGUUAGGACAGACCUGUAAGUUUGCAACUGUAACAUUGUUCUAAUUGUAAAUUUUAUAGUUCCACGUUAUAUUCCUAAUUUGAAUUCGUAAAAAGAGAUAAACAUAAAAGAUUAUUGCAACGUGAUUACAUGUAAAAUUUGUUACUCUUUACUUUGUUUUUUGAAGUAGUAGUAGUAAUGCCAGAGGCAGUCAUCGUGAGUUGGCUAUUUGCAAAAAAAAUACUAGAAGUAAUUGUCAUGAGUUAGCUGAUUUUUUAUUUGCUACUAGAGGCGUACAUCGUGAACUGGCUAGUUUUAAAAAAAUGCCAAAGGCGUUUAUCGCGAGCUGGCUAUUUGCAAAAAAAAUACUAGAAGUGAUUGUCAUGAGUUAGCUGAUUUUUAAUUUGCUACUAUAUAGAGGCGUACAUCGUGAAUUGGCUAGUUUUUAAAAAAUGCCAAAGAGGUUUAUUGUGAGCUGGCUAGUUUUUAAAAAAUGUCAAAGGCGUAAAUCGUGAUGGAUACAGCAACUUAUUUUUUUUAAGACAUGCGAUCGUAUUUCCUUUGGCUAGCCUUGGCGCAUUAUGUUAUCGCUAAUCCAGUCAAAGCACAUCAGCCGAUUCAAGCAACUAGUAACUCUACCGCCAUCGGAUGUUGCGCCUGCUCGUUCGAGGAUACGCGAUAUAUGAAUUAUGUUUGUGGUGAUGUCAAUGCUUUUAUGACAUUAGUUCAACAUGCAAUAUCCUCUAGAUGCGACAUCGCUGAUCCUUGUCGACGUUUGGGUAGAGACGAACCACCGAGCGAAAAUGAAUGGUUCGACUUUAUAAUUGUCGGCGCAGGUGUAGCUGGACCAAUAAUCGCAAGAAGAUUAAGCGACAAUGAUCCAUGGCGAAAGAUUUUGCUGAUUGAAGCUGGCCCUGAAGAACCUAGUAUGACAGCUAUACCAGGGUUUGCAUUCCAUGCUAUAAAUACGUCCCUCGAUUGGAACUUUAAAACGGAACCAACAAUACCACACCCUACCGCCUGUUUAGAAACAGGCGGCGUUUGCACUUGGCCAAGAGGCAAAAUGGUCGCCGGUACUGGCGCUUUGCACGGUAUGAUGUACAUCCGAGGUCAUCCUGAACACUACAAUCGCUGGGCGCGAGAAGGUAAUGUGGGUUGGUCCUAUAGCGAGAUCAGUCAUUAUUUUGAACGAGUGGAGAAUCCAAUUGACCCAACAAUCUUAUCAGACAAACAUAGAAGCCUAAAAGAAGACGGACUAAUAAAUAUUCAAUAUUAUCCACACAAACCGGAUUUCGUGGAUGUCCUAUUGGCUGCUGCAGGUGAACUAGGUUAUAGAACCUCUCAGUUAAAAGAAUACAACCAAACCGGCUUCAUGAUCGCACCAAUGACGAUUAAAAACGGUAUGCGUCUCACGACUUCGAGAGCAUAUCUGAGACCUAUUCACGAUCGCAAAAAUUUACGAGUGCUGACGAAUGCUCAAGUCACUAAAAUCUUGAUUAGUCCGUGGGAACAAAGGGCUUAUGGCGUAGAACUGGUGGAUAGAGAUGGUCACAAGAGGGUGGUGAAAUGCGAUAAAGAAGUGAUCCUGACGGCCGGUGCCAUCGGCUCGCCACACAUCCUUAUGAAUUCUGGCGUGGGACCCCAGAAAGAUCUCACAAAGUUUGGUAUUAAAGUAUAUAAAGAUCUGCCGGUCGGCAAGAAUCUGCAUAAUCACGUGUCCGUUGGAGUGCCUAUGAGCAUCAGGGACACCCCAUAUGAGAUCUUGACCAUGGAGGCCGUGAACAAAUAUCUAGAGAACAAGACGGGUCCAUUAGCCAGUACCGGUAUCACUCAAGUUACCGCUUUCUUCGAGAGCAGUUACGCGAUUAAUGGCAUACCCGAUAUCCAAGUUUUCUUUGACGGUUUCAGCCCUAGUUGCUCGAAAACUGGUCUACCCAAUGAGUGCGCUAAUGGUAAAAUUCAGUCCGAUUGUCCAGACAGAAGACAGAUCGUAGCGAGACCUACUGUAGUUUACGGGGAAAGUCGAGGUGAUUUGAAACUCCGCUCAAAUAAUCCAUUGGAUCCACCCUUAAUAUAUCCAAAUUACUUUAAAAACGAGAAAGACCUGACAAUUUUGCUCGAAGGUAUCAAAAAGAUUAGCAAGCUUGUUGACACAUCUGUUAUGAAAAAGUGGGACCUUCGCUUAGAACAAGUGAAAAGUACAUUAUGUAGCAACUACCAUUUUGACACAGACGCUUUUUGGAUGUGUCAAAUAAGGGCGGUAACUGGACCAGAAAAUCAUCAAUCUGGAACAUGCAAGUUGGGAUCAAGUACUGAUCCAAGUGCAGUAGUAGAUCCAGAACUUCGAGUACAUGGUAUACCGAAUAUUCGCGUUGCAGACGCUUCAAUCUUUCCUACUGUGCCAAAUUCAAAUCCUAUCGCCGCGAUUAUGAUGGUGGCUGAAAAGGCAGCCGAUAUGAUUAACAAUGCUUGGCCACACAAACUUUGAAAUGUACUAGUUUCUGAAUAUAAUAAAUUGUAAUCAUAAAAAUAACGUGUGUCCAUGUUGUAUACAUGAUAUACAUGGAAAAAAUGUAUCAACGGUGUAUCAACCCACCAAACACCAAGUUACAUGUAACGUGCAUGUUAGUUGUAAUUUCCCACUCAACAAUGUAAUUGUAAUAUAACACGUGUGUUAUAUUACAAUUAUAUUAUUAAGUGGGAAAUUACAACUAACAAGCACGUUACAUGUAACUUUGUGUUUGCUGAGAACAAUAUUAGUUUAAUUGGAAAUAAUCUUGUUGCUUUGAAUAACAGUAUUAAUAAAACAAAUAUAUUAUACUAUUAUUUUAAUAAUCGAGAUUUUUUCCUCAAUUGUAUAGUUUUCCAAACCUUUGGAAAAUUUUGUGUUAAUUAUAUAUUUAUUUUCGUUUAAUAAAUAUUUAUAUUUUGAUUGUAUAUAAAAUAGAUGAGUUCUUGACUUGUAAGGCGAUGAAUUUAAUCUAUAUUAAACAAAGGACAGUGUUCCUCAAAAUCCGCCCCGGCAUGGUAUAAAUAAGAAUAAAAGCUAUAUUAAAA
Monomorium pharaonis (pharaoh ant) is the source of this 4404-nucleotide messenger RNA. Its product is annotated as glucose dehydrogenase [FAD, quinone]. Bases 1892 to 3835 code for a protein of 647 amino acids. Lineage: Eukaryota; Metazoa; Arthropoda; Insecta; Hymenoptera; Formicidae. The record is from RefSeq and is a predicted model, not a curated record. Gene Ontology annotation, molecular function: flavin adenine dinucleotide binding; oxidoreductase activity, acting on CH-OH group of donors. The transcript is spliced from 6 exons.